Oncorhynchus tshawytscha (Chinook salmon) is the source of this 2400-nucleotide messenger RNA. Its product is annotated as zinc finger protein 239-like. Gene Ontology annotation, biological process: regulation of transcription by RNA polymerase II. Lineage: Eukaryota; Metazoa; Chordata; Actinopteri; Salmoniformes; Salmonidae. The transcript is spliced from 2 exons. Gene Ontology annotation, molecular function: DNA-binding transcription factor activity, RNA polymerase II-specific; RNA polymerase II cis-regulatory region sequence-specific DNA binding. The record is from RefSeq and is a predicted model, not a curated record. The coding region runs from base 111 to 1379 and encodes 422 amino acids.
AGGAGGAUGUUACAGUAAAAGAAGAGGAAGAGAAAGAGGAGGAUGUUACAGUAAAACGAGAGGAGGAAGAGGAGGAUGCAGUUUUUGGAGUGAAAGAGGAGGAGGGGGAGAUGACUGUCACAUCGAAAAAGGAGGAGGAACCUGGAUAUCUGGGCCCUGUUUCCCAAAUGCAACUUAAGGCAUCCAAUGGUUUUAACGAUGAACUCAACCGUAAGAUGUGUUUGAAAAUCCGUUCCCUGAUGAACACUAGAGAGAGACCUGACUCUUGUGGAUCCUCUGGGGAGCCUCAACAACAUCAUGAUGCUGACGAGGCAGAGAAAAGUCUCUCCACAUCAGAACAAACCAAGAAACACCAGCAGAGACCCACAGGGAAGAAACCUCACCACUGCUCUGACUUUAGAAAGAGUUACUCAAGAUCAUAUUCACUAAAAGUACACCAGAGAAUUCACACAGGAGAGAGAACAUAUCGCUGUAAUCAAUGUGGAAAGAGGUUUGCUCACUUCAAAACACUGAUAUUACACCAGAGAAUGCACACUGGGGAGAAAUGUCACAGCUGCUCUGAUUGUGGGAAGAGAUGCACCUCUUCAGCAUCCCUUAAAAUACACCAGAGAAUCCAUACAGGAGAGAAACCGUAUAGCUGCUCUGACUGUGGGAAGAGUUUUUUUUGGUCAGGACAUUUAAAAUCACACCAGAGAAUACACACGGGAGAGAAACCUUAUAGCUGUGACCAAUGUGGGAAGACUUUUACUCAGUCAAACAACCUGAUAUCACACCAGAGAACACACACAGGCGAGAAGCCUUACCACUGCUCUGACUGCGGUAAGAGUUUCUCCAGAACAGAUACACUAAAAGUACACCAGAGAAUCCAUACAGGAGAGAAACGUUAUAGCUGCUCUGACUGUGGGAGGAGAUUUUUUUGGUCAGGACAUUUAAAAUCACACCAGAGAAGACACACUGGAGAGAAGCCUUAUAGCUGUGAUCAAUGUGGGAAGACUUUUACUCAGUCAAGCAACCUGAUAGCACACAGGAGAACACACACAAGAGAGAAAUAUCACAGCUGCUCUGAUUGUGGGAAGAGAUGUACCUCUUUAGUAACCCUUAAAAUACAUGAGAGAAUCCAUACAGGAGCGAAAUGUUAUAGCUGUGAUCAAUGUGGGAAGAGUUUUACUCAGUCAAACAACCUGAUAUCACACCAGAGAACACAUACAGGGGAGAAGCCUUACCACUGUUCUGACUGCGGGAAGAGUUUUUCCAGAUCAGAUUCUCUAAAAAGACACCGGAGAACACACACAGGUGAGAAAUCUCAUAGCUGUGAACAAUGUGACAAGAGAUACUCUGAUAAAAGAUCUCUGAUUAAACAUCAGAAAAUACAUACAUGAAAGAGUUGUUUCAUGAUAUCAAUGAAAUGAUGUCACAAUAUAGAAUGUUUUAACAUUGUAGUAGGAGUAUUUUAAUGAUGUCACAAUGUAGAAUGUUUUAACAUUGUAGUAGGAGUAUUCUAAUGAUGUCAUAAUGUAGAUAUGACAUAUAUGAUAUCAAUGAAAUAAUAAUGAGUAUUUUAAUGAUGUUCUAUUGAUUUCAGUGUAACAUGGAUAUUAUAUAGCCUGAUAGCCUCAUCAGGGAAAAAUCCAGGUUCUGAAUUGAAAGAUUACUAUCUGACAAAAAAAGUGUUGCGUUUACACUUACCGCAUUGGUGACCUACUUGAAUUAAAAUGCAACACAUCAAAAUGUAGCUGUUUGCUACUAAUUGUUGUGUAACCGGUGAUGUACAUAUUAUUCCCAGAUUCCUUGUGGUUUUUGAUCUGCUAGUUUGAACAGGAUAUGACGUCACCGCCCCCCCCGCACAAUUUAUUUCCAAGUGAUAUCGAUAUGAGUGAUGACAAAUAAGUGUUGCAUUUCUCUUCGUUUUGGGGACCCCUACAUUUAAAUGCAUCACUCCAAAAAUGUACAUGACUGUCUUCUGCUAGUUGUCGUUAUUCCACUACUGAAGAAGCAUGUCUCAAAUCACCUCAUAUUUCAAACAUCCAGCCUGACAAAAUAUACAUGUUUUAUUAUUCCAUGCCUCACCAUUAAGUGAAUUGUUGCUAAUACCCAUUAACAAAGGAGUGUACAUUUGGUUUUGAUAUUGAAUAUUUCAUAACAUUUUCAAUUCAUGUAACAUUUGCAACCAACUUACAAUUUGUAUAAAUGUUUAUGAAACAAUGUAAUAAAACUAGCUUAUAUUUCUGGUUGGGUAUUACAUCCUAUUCUAACUAUUUUAAUCAAUGUAAUUUCCUUAGAAUGAUCAUUAGUCUUUUCAGUUUUUAUUGUUAUUCUUUAGUUUUUUUAUCCUCAUAUUAGUUUUUAUUUCAUUGUUUUCCAUUAGUUAUUUUCUGUGAAGCCAUGUUGAAAUGUUCUGUA